This is a messenger RNA of Momordica charantia (bitter melon), 4293 nucleotides long. RefSeq names its product alpha/beta-Hydrolases superfamily protein. NCBI's taxonomy places the organism in Eukaryota, Viridiplantae, Streptophyta, Magnoliopsida, Cucurbitales, Cucurbitaceae. The record is from RefSeq and is a predicted model, not a curated record.
UACCGUACAAAUUGCGCAUUCUCCUCCCGCCAUAUAUUCACGCUUGCAACUUCGCACACUACGUUCUCCCCGACGAACGAUCAACGAAGAAGAAGAAGAUAAUUUUGUUCCGUUUCUUGUCUUUGCUGAGAAAUUUUGUUUGAAAAAGCAUUGGGGAAGUGGAUAUCUUCGAGUACUGGAUUACAAAAGAAUGCUUCGUGCCUGUGCGAGAAGUCGAUGUUCUCAACGGCUCAUUUAUCUUCGUCGUUUCUCCUCGUCGUCCCCGUCUUCUUCCUCAUCUUCUACUGCGCAAAAAUCAAUUGAGGUCUCUAAUAAUCUCCAGAAUUCGCAUCUAGUCUCACCCCCGGCUCCGAUUUUGCACCGCCCGUUGAACAGUCUGUUGCCUAGUGCAUCACCCGCUUCUUUUUCUCGCAGUUCGAUUAUAACUGUCUCCGCCGCUAUUGUUUCUGCUUUAAUCGCUUCCGUUGCUUUUCUUCCCUCUGACAAUCAGUCUGAUCGCCCCCAGGAGGAUUAUAACCUCUUAUAUGAUGGGAUUGAAGGGGCAGCUCAAAGAUCUAGCGACUCAUUUAAGAGGAUCUUUCACCACGUUAAACAAACUGGCGUUGCCGCGUCGGUUCUCUGGCAAUCGUUAAGGUCUGUGUUGUCUUCUGCCAAUCAUGAGGUCCGGUCCGGCUUUGAACUUAGGGUCGCGGCGUUGCUGGCUGACAUUGCUGCAGCCAAUGCUACUCGGAGGGCCGCGAUUGUCGGGGCAGGAGGCGGUGCCGUGGUGGAUUGGUUGCUCGAGUCGGUGGCGGUUCCUCGGGAUGGAUGUGGGACUCAGGCAGAGUCGGCCAGAGCGCUCGCCUACUUGAUUGCCGAUCCUAAUGUGUCCGCUUCCGUCCUUGGUAGGCCUCGUGCAGUUCCAAAUCUUUUGAGGUUCAUCUUCUCGUGUCAGCCUCGGCGAACGAAGCAGCAUCCAAGACGUAGUUCAUUCGAUAUUUCUGAUUAUUUGAAAGGUAGGAGCAUGCUUGUGGCUGCCAUCAUGGAUAUUGUAACGUCCAAUUGCGAUAGUUUAGAGAAGCUAGCUUUUGAGCCAUCCUUGCCUGCAAAUGCUGAAACUCGAGACAUUGCAGCAGCUAUUCAAGUUAUUGAGGAAGGUGGUCUGCAAUUUGAUGAACCAAAUGGUGAUGAAGAUGAAGAUGGUGGGAGGGGCAUCAAAGGAAUAGGAAUUAAAAUUCUUGGAGGCACUACUGUUUUGGGGCUUUCAAGAACAAGUGGGUUUGUAAAGUUGGCAUAUUCUGAUGUUGGUCAUGUAGAACUGGUAAAACAUACACCUAAAAGUUUAGUAUCGGAGAAGCAUGAUAGCUCACUUGUAGCCAAUUCUUCUGUUGUUCCUGGUCUGUGGGAUGAUUUGCAUUGUGAGCAUGUUGCUGUACCUUUUGCGGCAUGGGCAUUGGCAAAUUGGGCUAUGGCAUCAGAACUGAACAGAUUGCACAUUCAUGAACUAGAUCAAGAUGGACAAGCCGUCAUGACUGCUUUAAUGGCACCUGAAAGGUCAGUGAAAUGGCAUGGAAGUUUGGUAGCGAGGCUUUUAUUAGAGGAUCAGAAUCUUCCCCUAAAUGAUUCUGUUUCUGAUUGGAGCUCAAGCCUUCUUUCUACUGUUUCUCAUGCAAGUAAAAAUGAUGACAUCCCUUUGGCUCAGGCUGCUUUGUCUGCAUUUUUGGCUUCUGUUGAACAGUGCCCUGGGGCACAAAAAAAGAUAAUGGAGAAGGGUCUGCAUAUAAUGAGAGAUGCUGCUACACGGACCCAAAAACAUGGAGAGGUUCAAGAAGCUUUAGCGAAGGCAUUAGAGUUACUCAGCACUGAGAGGAUGCAUCUAUCUGCUGAGGAGAGUCAGAGAUGGUCUGCUAUACUACUUCAAUGGGUCUUUGGCAAAUUUUCCUCUGAAUCUUUGAGGUCUUCUGCCACUAAAAUUUUAUCUUGCAUUCUUGAAGACUACGGACCAAGCUCCAUACCCAUUUCUCAAGGAUGGCUGGCUGUACUGCUGACUGAAAUACUGGGUUCUACUAAGAAGCCUGCAGUUAAUGGAGCUAAUCAGCUUAAGAAUGACAAAGUGAAGACUAAAAUUGAGCAGUCAAACAUUGUUUUUGCCGGUCAAGUUGCUAAUCAGUUAGCAGGAGCAGUUGUUAACCUGGCAGUACACCAGUUUGGUGCAACUACCGAUUCAUUAGAUACCUCUCCCUUAGCAGAUCUACUUUCACGUGAACCUUUUGUAGCACAUUUGAAGAACUUGAAAAAGGACAAUAGUUCUAAAUUUGAUGCAGCUGAUUCUGCAAUGGCAACAUUAAAGGGGAUUAAAGCGUUGACUGAAGUUUGUGCAGAUGAUUCUUCAUGUCAGAGAAGAAUUGCUGAUUUUGGUGUUCUCUUUUUUCUGAGACGCCUUUUGUUAUGUGAUGAUUAUGAGAAGCUGGCAGCUAUGGAAGCAUAUGAUGCAUCUAGAGUUCUUGAGGCUCAAGAACGUAUUCCUAAUGCCUCUGGUGGACCACCAGUUUCAGAGAGGAAGAAUGACUCGACUAGUGUCCGAGUUCCCCCUACAGCUCACAUCCGUAGACAUGCUGCUCGCCUUUUAACUAUCCUUUCACUUCUAGAGAAAGUCCAGAAAGAGAUUCUUUCAGAUGAAGCACUAUGUAAAUGGCUUGAGGACUGUGCGAAUGGGGCCAUUCCUGGUUGCAAUGAUGCUAAAUUGCAAAGCUAUGCUAGAGCCACGCUGUUAAAUAUAUUUUGUAUUAACCGUAGAGCUUUUGAAAAUCGUGGUCUCUCUGAUACAGAGUCUGCAGAGAGACAAAAGAAUUGCCCUCGUUAUGAUGAUAUGAUUUUUUUAAUAAAUCCCGAGCGUCCUCACUGGAAGAAUCUCGGGGAAAAGGAGCAGGAUACUGUUCAAAAGGAUGAAUAUCCUUUUGUUGAUAUUGAUGGUGUAGCUGUUGCAAGAAAUGGAUAUGAUAGUAAUUCCUCUUCAUCUCAUACAUCUCAGAAUCAUUCUGAGCUAGCCUCUCCUUUGGUAGAUGUUGUUUUUAUUCAUGGCCUCCGUGGUGGACCUUACAAGUCAUGGCGCAUAGCUGAGGACAAAUCCUCAACAAAAUCUGGACUGGUAGAGAAGAUUGAUCAGGAGGCAGGGAAAUUAGGGACAUUUUGGCCUGGUGAAUGGCUUUCAUCUGACUUCCCAAGAGCUCGCAUGUUUACCCUUAAAUACAAGACAAAUCUCACCCAGUGGUCUGGGGCUAGCCUUCCUCUUCAGGAAGUCAGCUCCAUGCUACUGGAUAAGCUUGUUGCUGCUGGGAUUGGGGACCGACCUGUUGUAUUUGUUACUCACAGCAUGGGAGGCCUGGUUGUCAAGCAAAUGCUGUAUAAAGCCCAGACAGAAAAUAUUGAUAACCUUGUGAAGAAUACUGUGGGAGUUGUCUUCUAUAGCUGCCCACAUUUUGGCAGCAAACUGGCAGACAUGCCUUGGCGAAUGGGUCUUGUAUUUCGCCCUGCCCCUACAAUAGGAGAGCUGAGAAGUGGGUCUCCUAGAUUGGUGGAGCUGAAUGAUUUUCUCCGUCACCUCCAUAAGAAAGGACUGCUUGAGGUCCUUAGUUUCUGUGAGACGAAGGUGACCCCAAUUGUCGAAGGUUAUGGAGGAUGGGCUUUCCGAAUGGAAAUUGUUCCUAUUGAAUCUGCAUAUCCUGGCUAUGGCGAACUUGUUGUAUUAGAAUCAACAGAUCACAUAAAUUCAUGUAAACCCCUCAGUCGCACUGAUCCUUCAUACACACGGACAUUAGAAUUUUUGCAGAAGUUGAAAGCUCGCUAUGGUUAGCAGAUCACUCCCCUUCAUUUUUGUAGCCUAUAUCUUUGUAUAUAGUCAUAGUGGAGGGUUGCCACAAGGUUAUGAUAUUCUUAUUGAUGCUGCUGAAACGACAUGCUUUCCCGACCGAAGGGUUCGAGUGCCAUCAUGUAAAAUCUGAAUGCUAACAUAGCAUAGAGGAUACAGCCAUCAGCAUGAAAAUUUGUUCAAUGUACCUUUCCCAGUUUAAUAUCAUUCGUUACAUUUUUCUUGUAACAUUGUUUUGAUAUGAAUAAUAGUUUAGAGGUAGGAAGAUAUAUUACAUUGUACAUAUCAAAUUACGUAAAAUGAGAAAGCGAAUUUGAAAAACCAAGUUCGUGUUUUCCAGCUUGAUUCAACUAAUGUAUCAAAUUAAGAGGAUACCGAUGGGGCAUACUUGUGAUUUAAACUUGUCCUUUUCAUAAGAUCGUGAAUGAAGUUUUCAUUUUGUACUA